Messenger RNA from Symbiodinium natans, 939 nucleotides. Lineage: Eukaryota; Dinophyceae; Suessiales; Symbiodiniaceae. The record is from the annotation of a GenBank genome assembly.
AUGCAGCCAUUCUGGAGUUCCGACUUUUUCCGUCGACCGUUCUUGUGGAGCCGGUGCCUGCAACUUGGUGGUCGGCGCUGUCCUUCCAAAGCCGCAGCAGAAGCACACAGUGCGCAUGAGUGGCCGCACGAGGACGCAGAGCUGGCGCUCCACGCUGCCAAGGACAACACAUCUGCGUGCGAAGCAAGGCUCAAGGCGGCUUCCGAGGCCGUGUGCAAUACCAAAGCUGCGCUGAGCCUGCGGCUGAAGGAGCAGAAAGAUGGUGAUGAAGGCAUCGUGAAAGUGCGCGCCGACAAGGAGCUGCUGGAAAGCACCAGGGCCGAGUGCUACGAGAAGCUGAAGUCCGGGUCGGUGGUGGGCAAGGAGGCGAAGCCGUUGCUGAAGAAGCUCGAGCUCAUCAUCAAGCAGACGUCUGCAGACGCUUCGCUCAUCACUGCCGCGCCUACUACUCUUGUGAAGCCACCCCAGGAGCGUGGGGGCUUCGACCAGAUUGUUCUGGAGCAGCUGGAGGCCAACUUCGCGGCCAAGUUGGCAGAGUUCGAGGCGCAGCUGGCGGUUGCUGCGCCUUCAGCUGCCGAGCGUGCAGCCGAGGUGCAGAAGGCUGAAGAUGGACAUCAAGCUGCGGAGUCGAAGCAGAAAGAAGUGUCCGUCGAACUCUGCGCUCUCAAAGAGGCGCAGAAGGAGGCAGCAGCUGCGGUGGCAGCUGCGAAGAAAGCCGCGGCAGACUACAAGGUCGAGUACCAGACAGCUACGCAAACGAGAGACGCCAAGAAGGCCGAGCUGGAAACCUAUGUGGAUGAAAGCCUAGCCACCUUCAAGGAGCUGAAGGAUCGCAUCUCUGCGAAGAAGCGCCGAGAGCUGGCGAAGGCCGCAGAGGAGGCCGCAGCCAAGGCGGCCUCGGCUGAGGCCCCGCCCGAGGCGGAGCAGGUGGAGGCCUAA